Zerene cesonia (dogface butterfly) is the source of this 4226-nucleotide messenger RNA. RefSeq lists its product as uncharacterized. The coding region runs from base 321 to 2897 and encodes 858 amino acids. The transcript is spliced from 20 exons. Lineage: Eukaryota; Metazoa; Arthropoda; Insecta; Lepidoptera; Pieridae. The record is from RefSeq and is a predicted model, not a curated record.
UUGUUCCAUCGUCAGUCUGUGUCGAACCUUCAGCGCGCGCGCACGUCGCUUUGCGCCGCCAACUCCGCGCCUUACUGUCAACGUGCCGUUAUAGUGUUUCAUAAUAGUUCUGUGAUUGUUUAUUUUUUAAUUGCAUCGCAAUUUUGGACCUGAACAUCAGACGACGAAAGAGAUAACGAACGUGCCUUCAUGCAUCUGUGAAGGAUUACUGUAUGGAAGACAACAUAUACUAUAACGAGAAACGAGACAAAGAUGUGACGAAGUUUUCCCGCCAGAACGAAAUCCGCCAUCUUGUGUUAGAAAACCAAUCUUAAUUUAAAAUGGCGCUAUUUUGGUUCGCACUAGUUUGCGCGCUCGCGGCUGCGCAGGCGCAGUCCAACUAUGGAUCACAAGCGAACGACAUCGCGUACCAGGGGGAGGGCUUGCCGGAGCAAACCGUGCUUGAUGGAAAGGUCACAAAGCUCGACGACCUAAGUCCUGUGAUAUUCCUAAAUCGAACUAGAGCGGCGCUGAACUGUGCUGCAGGUUCUAUGCAGAUCGAAUUAAAAUUCAACGAGAAAUUCUAUGGGAUAGCAUACGCUGAUUUCGACCGAAACUCCGCCUGCCAAGUGGCCGGGAAGGGCGCUACGUCGUACAAACUGGAGCUACCUUUAAAGGGAUGUGGCACCAAACAGGAUCCCCUUCGCGUGUUCACCAACAACAUAGUGGUGAGGUUCCAUCCUGGUCUGGAGAUGGACGGUGAUGAAGUGAUCACCAUUGUGUGUAGAUACCCACCACCCAUCGUCGCUAUCAACGAACCUUUGCUCGCUACGAACGAAGUACCAGGGCCACUGCCUGCCAAAGCUCCCCUCGCCGGCACCCACAUUCUGAUGAUCAUCUGUGCGAUUCUCUUCCUGACUCUUCUCCUUUUGGGUCUGGGGGUGUCGUACUUGUGUCUGAGAAGACGCGCUUUGCCAGCGCCUAGACGGUUGAUUGAUGAUUCUUCUGCUUCCAUUAUUAGUCGGGAGAGUAUUCAAGAGGUGAAGAUCCCUCGCGCGCACCCCGUGUACCCCGCAGCGGAGAGCGCGAGCGUAGCAUCAGACACCAUCCCGUCUGACUAUCCUUCAGAGACGCCGAGCGAAGCAGAGCACGCUCACGCCAACGCUGGCUUUAUGAUCGAUGAAUAUCAGAGUGAAGGCUACAACGAGUCUCACGAGCGCUCGCGGGCCGCAGGUGCGGCGCCGGCGUUCGACGUGCGCGUCCGCGUGCAGCGCCCGCCCGCGCCGCCCUCGCCGCAGUCCACCAUCACCACUACGGAAGUUGACGGCGGUAGCAUGAGACAAACGCUAAUAGAAGAGCACGAGCGGCAAGAGUCUGUGCGCACGGUGUCGCCGGGCGCGCUGCCGCUGCCGGCGCGCGCGGCGCACGCGCAGCCGCCCGAGCGCCCGCCGCGACCGCCGCUCUACACUGAGGUGCAGCGCGAGAGACAGGAGUGGGCCCGUCGGCCGCGGUCCAUAGUGUCACUCAACACUGAGAUGACUGACACGCACUCUGUCACUGAAGUGACAGACGGGUCACAUGCGAGAAUGUUCCAUAUUAAGAAGCCACCUCCACCGCCUCCCAUCAUGAGGGAGCGCUUGGAGACGGAAGAACAGGAGACGCUGAUGGAGAGCCUCGAACCCAUGCCAGAAACGCCUAUCAUGCCUGCCAGAAAACCGGAGAUAACAUCUCACGUAGUAGAUGACGUGUUCCUCCGCACCAUAACCGAGAAGAAGACCAUAGAGGACAUAGAGCGACACAAGCGGCUGGUGACGGAGUACCAGCAAGUGCCUCCACCACCACCGCACUUCGAUGUGACGAUCCGGAACCAUACGAUGCCGGACUCGCACUGGGAGAACUUCUCGGAUAUCAGCUCGGCGUCCGGGAUGACGCUGACGCCGAAGAUGGAGAGGGUACCCAUGUCGUUGCCGCCUCAGAAGUUUAUUGGAAAAGGUGGUCCAGACCUCUUCUCCCCAGAGCUAAUCAAGCAAACGACCACCACGUACCAGACCUCGUCUCCCGACCUACCACUGCUGCCAGAGCUACCUCCAGCGAGGAAUCCCCUGUUCAGAGAGGAGGAUGACGAUGAUGUACCGGAACCUACUCCCGCACCACCUGUACCUCCUAACUGGAGUGUGUUGACUAGAGUUUUGAAGACGGAGGCGCAGGAUGAGGUUCUAUCAGAAACCGAGCGCUCAUACCGGCUGACCCGCUCGGAGCGGCUCCGCUGGCGCGAGCUGAUCACGCACGAGAGCACGCUGCGGCGCGAGCUGGCGCGUUCGUCCACGCGCGAGGACUUCACGCGACUGGCGCGCGACCAGCGGUUCGCGCCCUUAUAUACCCCACCGAAGUGGGAGGUCAUCAUACGGAUACUGGCGCCGCCGCCGGAUAAACCGAAGAACCGUUACCGCAAGAAGACCGAGUGGGACUCGCGAUCCCGGCGCAGUUCGCUGCCGACUCUGUACGAGUACGACAGCGACGCGACCUCGCUGCGGGAGCCGCGCUCGCGCCGCUCCUCCUACCGGAGCGAUCAUGUGGAUAUGAGGUCGAUGUCAGAGAUGAUGGUGGAGUACGCGCGCGAGCGGGCGGACACGCACUCGGAGGUGUCGGCGGGCACGCUGCUCGGCCGCUACUACGACGACGACAGCGACUCGGAACAUCAGUACGGCCAGAAUCCUUCGUGGCGCAACUCGCUGCACCGCUCUGUGAGUCAGCCGUCGCUCGCGCGCUCCGCCACCGAAGUGACGGAACAGUGGACUGUACCGGACGGUGACGUCACGCCCACGCCCGGACGCCGGAUGAGAGGACCACAAGGAUUGACGACUUUCACAUCAUCUGAAGUUCGGACAUUCCAAGCGACGAGAGAGUGGCGGGAAUAAACGCAACUGCCAAAUUAAUUUCCGAACGAAUAAUAAUACUCUUGCACCGACAGGCAAUAUUUUAAUAGAAAGUCACGAAAGUUAGAAGAAGUCACGCAAAAAAAAAGUUUUCGGAUAUUGUUAUUUAGUUAUCAUAGACAUGGUUUUUUUCAAAUCUCAUAGAACACAAAAACAAACUAGUAUUGUAUUCGUAAAGACAAAACAAUGAAUGCUAUUCAUAUAAAUAACAAAACAUUAUUGAGAAUAACUAUAGACAAAUAUAUCUAUGGUAUAAAUGAGAACUCUAUGGUUGGUAUGGCUGUCUAUGGUUUGUAAUAUAUCACCUGGUGUGGCUGAUAUUAUGACAAGCUCAUUUCUUUGUGAUAGUCGAUCACUGCCUAUAUAUGACAAUAUUAAAUAUCCAUGUUGAAUUUGUGAUUAAUUGAUUGUGCUAUUUUAUAUUGAAAUGUAUAUUUUGAUAAACUCCGUCCAAUACAUUUUUGUAGAAAAAAAUUUAUCUACUUUUUAAAACGCUUUGCAUUAACAAUAUCUAUGACAGUAGAAUCUCGCUUAUGAUUAAGUAUUAAAAUAACAAAUAAUUAUAAAUAAUAAAUAAAACGUAACUAAUGUUAUUUGCGUAGUUCUUUCAUAUUUAACUAACAUUGUGCCAAUUUUUAUUGAAAUAAUUACAGAGAUACACUGUAUACAAUCUUUAAAAUACAUAUAUCUUAUUUUUCUAGAACAAAAAAAAAAAAUUACUAUCUGUUACCAAUAUGACUAUGAUAUCAAGAAUUAUCUUUUGUAAAAUAAGUUGCCUAUUUAGUAAUAGAAUGACAUAAAUUGGCGCCAUUUUUUUAUGUACUGUCAGUAGAUGUAUAUUUUUAAUUUAAGUCUGACAUGAACCUGCCAGUGCCUAUUGCUUUUAAUUUCUUGCUUAUAUUGUAGCUGUAAAUAAAAUAAAUGGAUUGUCUAUACCUAGCGAAGGAGGCAAAAGUUGCUUGCGUUGUUGCUUUUAGCGCAUGGUUUUUUAUUUUGCCUUGUUUGCUAUGUGAGUGUGGAUUUUGGAAAAGGGUUAAAGUCACGGUGAAGAUGUGAUGUGUAAAACGUGGAUAAUUUUACAUUUAAUUUGAAAAUAAAAGCUGAAUUUAAUUGUGUAAGCACCAAGCCAUAGCAUUAAAUAAUGCAAAAGAUUGUAAAACGAAGGUUUCAUUUUGAAAAAAUGGAACGUUGAGUUUUGGGGUGCUAAGGAUAGAUAAAAUAUAUUGAUUAUAAUAGAAUUAAACACAAAUGUAUUUACCUACCAAUUAAUUAGAUUACUUGAUGAAUUUAAUAAAUGUACUUACAUUCCAA